Messenger RNA from Panonychus citri (citrus red mite), 2463 nucleotides. RefSeq names its product polyribonucleotide nucleotidyltransferase 1, mitochondrial-like (gene PNPase). Gene Ontology annotation, molecular function: RNA binding; polyribonucleotide nucleotidyltransferase activity; 3'-5'-RNA exonuclease activity. Gene Ontology annotation, cellular component: mitochondrion; cytosol. Lineage: Eukaryota; Metazoa; Arthropoda; Arachnida; Trombidiformes; Tetranychidae. Gene Ontology annotation, biological process: mitochondrial mRNA catabolic process; mitochondrial RNA 3'-end processing. The record is from RefSeq and is a predicted model, not a curated record.
GCAGUUUCCAUGGUAACGUAAACACUAACCCACAUGGAGAUUGAUGAGUGAUGUUGUUGUUUAAAUUGCGAUCGAAGUUUUCACAAUUAGAUUGUCGAUCUGUUCGUUAUUUAAGUCGAUUUAAUGACAAUUUAAACUCUGUAGAUAUAAGAUUUAACAAAGGAAAUGAUCUGACCAUUGAAUGUGGUCGGUAUGCUCGGUUUGCCGAUGGAUCUACAGUGGCCUCGAUUGGAGAUACCAAUGUUCUUGUGGCGGCUGUUAGUUUAACCAAACCAACCAUUUCAGGGAUCAUCCCGUUAACGGUUGACUAUCGGCAAAAAGCAGCCUCAGUAGGUAAAAUUCCGACCAAUUUUUUGCGUCGGGAAAUUGGAGCUACAGAGAAAGAGAUCCUAACCGGACGGUUAAUUGAUCGAUCGCUUAGAUUACUAUUUCCUCCUGGUUAUUAUUAUGAGACACAAUUAUUUUGUAAUCUACUUUCAUCCGAUGGUAUCAAUGAUCCCGAUGUGAUCGCUAUUAAUGCGGCCUCAGCGGCUCUUACUCUUUCAAAUAUUCCCUGGGCUGGGCCAAUUGGUGCUGUUCGGGUGGCCUUUUCCCAAGACAGUCCGAUCAUCAUCAAUCCAACUCGAAGUGAGAUCGAGGAAAAUGAUUUCAAUAUGAUUGUCAGUAGUAAUGAACACAAACGGAUUCUAAUGAUUGAAGGUCAUGCCAAUGGAAUCGGUAAGAGUCAAGAUAUACUUCGAGCUUUAGACGAAGCGACAUCCGCUAAUGUCGACAUAAUCAACGGAAUCAAACAAUUAGGAGAAAAAUUUCCAAUCGAGAAGAGAAAUGUUGAAAAAUAUUUCACUCCAUCAAAAGCUCACAUUGAAGCUGCUCAUUUGUUAUCUGCAAUUAGAAUUAGAGAAAUCUUAACUGAUCAUAGUCACGAUAAAAUUAGUCGAGAUGUUGCUCUAAGAGAAGUACAAAAAUUGGUAUUUGAAGCGAUGAGAGAAAGUUUUCCCGAUGAAGCAAGUAAUUUUUCCGAUGCAUUUUCCAAAGUGGUUAAAUCAAUUUAUGUACAAAUUGUCGCUGAAACUGGACGGCGAAUGGAUGGACGAGGUUGCUUCGAUUUACGGAAUAUCAACUGUUCGACCAGUUUGUUUAAAACUCUCCAUGGGUCAGCAUCUUUUCAACGAGGUCAAACUCAAGUUCUUUGUACAUUAGCACUUGAUUCAAUACAAUCAGCACUAAAGUCUGAUCCUGUCACCGUGAUGACCGGUGGCCUGAAGGAGAAAAAUUUUAUGCUCAACUAUGAGUUCCCUUUUGCUACCAACGAAACGGGAAGAGUUGGAGUCUUUGGUCGACGGGAAAUUGGACACGGAGCCUUAGCCGAGAAAGCACUUCGACCAUCAAUGCCGAUAGAUUUUCCCUUCACAACUAGACUUAAUUGUGAAGUUCUUGAAUCUAACGGAUCGUCUUCUAUGGCCAGUGUUUGUGCGGGAAGUUUAGCUUUGAUGGACGGUGGAGUUCCGGUUACACAUCCCACGGCGGGUGUUGCCAUUGGCCUGAUUCACACUUCGGAAAACAAAGAUGAUCAUCAAUCGUCAAAAUUAUUACCUCAAGAUGAAAAGUUUAUCAUCCUUACCGAUAUUCUUGGUAUUGAGGAUCAUUUCGGUGAAAUGGACUUCAAGAUGGCAGGAACUGGUUCUGGAUUAACUGCUCUACAAUUAGAUAUUAAAUUACCUCAUGGAUUACCAAUUAAGGUUAUCAAAGAUGCCUUGACCCAAGGUCAAGAGGCUACUAGAAAAAUCCUCGAAAUCAUGAGCAGAACGAUUCGUCAGCCAAAUGUUUCUCAUAAAGAAAAUUGGCCGAUAACAGAGACAAUUGAGAUUCCACCUCAUCGUCGAUCACGAAUUUUCAGUUAUGGUGGAUCAACAAUUCGUAAAUUAACUGUUAAUUAUGGAAUUAAUUUACGACAAGAUGAUGGUGAUCCAAAUAAAUUGGUUCUCUUUGCACCAGACAAAAAGUCUUAUGAAAUUGCCAAGAAAACGAUUGAUCAACUUCUCGAGAUGGAUGAUUACGAAAAGAAACUUGAAUUCAAAGCAAUUUACACGGCCAAAGUUGUCGAUAUAAUUGAUUCCGGUGUUAAGGUGAUCAUUUUCGGGAUGGAUCCCGUUUUCAUACCAAAUCGAGAAUUAAAUCAAAAACAAAUCAAACAUCCAUCGGCAUUGGGGUUAAUUGUUGGCUCACAAUUCAAAGUUAAAUAUUUCGGUCGAGAUCCGUCUUCAGGUCAAAUGAGACUUUCCCGACGUGUACUUCAAGCUCUAGAUCCAAUAGGAGGUAAUUGGUUGGAAAACACUGAUAGUUGAUCCAAAUUGUAAAUUAAAACUAAUUGUUGUUUCGUUUAAACCAAAUUUUGUAUUUCUCUUUGUAUAUGUAACCAUGUAGUCAUUUGAUUCCAACAAUAAAUGUCGAUCACUUUUCAAA